AUGUCUCGGCGCAAGCAGGCCAAGCCCCAGCACCUCAAGUCGGACGAGGAGCUGCCGCCGCCGGACGGGGCUCCGGAGCACGGCGCCCCGGGGGACGGCGCGGAGGAGGCGGACAGCGGGCCCGAGAGCCGCAGCGCGGGCGAGGAGACCAGUGUCUGCGAGCAGUGCUGUGCCGAGUUCUUCAAGUGGGCCGACUUCCUGCAGCACAAGAAGAACUGCACCAAGAACCCGCCGGUGCUGAUCGUGCACGAGGAUGAGCCCGCGCCGCCCUCCGAGGACUUUCCGGAACCUUCUCCCGCCAGCUCCCCCAGCGAGCACACGGAGAGUGAGGCCGCCGAGGAGGCGGAGGGCGCGGAGGCCGAGGCGCGCGCGGCGGGCAGGGAGGCCCGGGAGGCCCGGGAGGCCGAGCCCAUGGACGUGGAGCCCCCAGCGGAGCAGGGCUUGGCUGGCCCCAGCGCCCCCAGCGCAGCCCGGCCUGCUCCCGUGCCCGCGCCCGCGCCUGCUUACAGCAUGCCAAGCACCAACGUGACGCUGGAGACGCUGCUCAGCACCAAGGUGGCCGUGGCGCAGUUCUCCCAAGGCGCGCGGGCGGCGGGCGGCACGGGCGCGGGCGCCGGGGUGGCGGCGGCGGCAGUGCCCAUGAUCCUGGAGCAGCUCCUGGCCCUGCAGCAGCAGCAGAUCCACCAGCUGCAGCUCAUCGAGCAGAUCCGCAGCCAGGUGGCCCUGAUGCACCGCCAGCCCCUGCGGCCCUCGCUCAGCCCCGCGGCUGCCCCAAACGCGCCGGCGCCCACCCCCAGCCAGCUGCCGGGGCUGACUGCGCCCCCCACCCUGCAACUCUCGGCCACCGCCCCCGGCCCCACCGCCCCUGCUGCCUUUGAGGGCCCGCAGCCCCUGUCGCGGCCCGCAUCUGGCUCCAGCACCCCCGGCGGCCCGGCGGCGCCCUCUGAACCCGCAGCCCCCAGCGCCACCCCAGGCCCCACCCCGGGCGCCCCGCAGCCCCCAAACGCCGCCACGCCCCCUGCCCUAGGCCCCGCACCAACGCCGGGCUCGGCCCCCAGCCUGCCCGGCCCCAGCCUGCCGACCCCGCUUCUACCUCACACCUCCUCGAGCAGCGUCAUCUUCCCCAACCCUCUGGUCAGCAUCGCGGCCACGGCCAACGCCCUGGACCCCCUGUCGGCCCUCAUGAAGCACCGCAAGGGCAAGCCCCCCAACGUGUCGGUGUUCGAGCCCAAGGCCAGCGCCGAGGACCCCUUCUUCAAGCACAAGUGCAGGUUCUGCGCCAAGGUCUUCGGCAGCGACAGCGCGCUGCAGAUCCACCUGCGCUCGCACACGGGCGAGCGGCCCUUCAAGUGCAACAUCUGCGGGAACCGCUUCUCCACCAAAGGCAACCUGAAGGUGCACUUCCAGAGGCACAAGGAGAAGUACCCCCACAUCCAGAUGAACCCCUACCCCGUUCCGGAGUACCUCGACAACGUGCCCACCUGCUCGGGCAUCCCCUACGGCAUGUCACUGCCCCCGGAGAAGCCCGUGACCACUUGGCUGGACAGCAAGCCCGUGCUGCCCACGGUACCCACGUCAGUGGGGCUGCAGCUGCCCCCCACCGUCCCCGGCACCCACGGCUACGCCGACUCCCCCAGCGUCACCCCUGCCAGCCGCUCCCCGCAGAGGCCCUCCCCCGCCUCCAGCGAGUGCACCUCCCUGUCCCCCGGUCUUAACAACCCUGAGUCUGGCAUCCUGGUGGCCGCUGAGUCCCCACAGCCGCUCCUCAGCGCGUCCCUGACGAAGCCCGAGCCGCUGGGCCUGCCCAGCACGAACGCAAGGGCCGGGGACACCCCGGCCGCAGGCCCGGCCUGCUCUGCGCCCACCUCUGCCGCCAGCGCCGGCCCGGCCAGCGAUGCGUCCGCGGGCCUGGGAAGCCCCGGGCUCUCGGCGGUCCCCGACCCGUUCAAGGCACAGUUUCCCUUCGGUGGGCUGCUGGACUCUAUGCAAACUUCAGAAACCUCAAAGCUGCAGCAGCUGGUGGAGAACAUCGACAAGAAGAUGACGGAUCCUAACCAGUGUGUCAUCUGCCACCGCGUGCUGAGCUGCCAGAGCGCCCUGAAGAUGCACUACCGGACGCACACCGGGGAGCGGCCCUUCAAGUGCAAGAUCUGUGGCCGCGCCUUCACCACCAAGGGCAACCUGAAGACGCACUUCGGCGUGCACCGCGCCAAGCCGCCCCUGAGGGUGCAGCACUCCUGCCCCAUCUGCCAGAAGAAGUUCACGAACGCCGUGGUGCUCCAGCAGCACAUCCGCAUGCACACGGGCGGACAGAUCCCCAACACGCCCCUGCCCGAGGGCUUCCAGGACGCCAUGGACUCGGAGCUCAGCUACGAGGAGAAGAACGCGGAGACCCUGAGCAGCUACGACGAUGACAUCGACGACAAUUCCAUGGAGGAGGACGCGGAGCUGAAGGACGCCACUAGCGACCCCUCGAAGCCACUGCUGUCAUUCGCAGGGUCCUGCCCGCCCUCGCCACCCUCGGUCAUCUCCAGCAUUGCUGCCCUUGAGAAUCAGAUGAAGAUGAUCGACUCUGUCAUGAACUGCCAGCAGCUGACCAGCUUGAAGUCCGUGGAAAAUGGGUCCGGGGAGAGUGACCACCUGAGCAACGACUCCUCAUCAGCCGUGGGUGACCUGGAGAGCCGCAGCGCGGGCAGCCCGGCGCUGUCCGAGUCCUCCUCCUCGCAGGCGCUGUCCCCCGCCAACAGCAAUGGCGAGAGCUUCCGCUCCAAGUCGCCGGGCCUGGGCGCGCAGGUGGAGCCACAGGAGAUCGUGCUCAAGACUGAAAGGCCAGACAGCCCGCCCCCGGCCCCAGGAAACGGAGGCGCCCUGGACCUGAGAGCUGGCCCUCCGUGCCGGCCAGCCAUCAAGGAGGAAGCCCCCUUCAGCCUGCUGUUCCUGAGCAGAGAGCGGGGUAAGUGUUGGAGCACUGUGUGUGGUGUCUGUGGCAAGCCCUUUGCUUGCAAGAGCGCGUUGGAAAUCCACUACCGCAGCCAUACUAAGGAGCGGCCGUUUGUCUGCACAGUCUGCAGGCGCGGGUGCUCCACUAUGGGUAAUUUAAAACAGCACUUACUGACGCACAGAUUGAAAGAGCUGCCUUCUCAGGUGUUUGACCCCAACUUUGCUCUAGGUCCCAGCCAAAGCACUCCUAGCCUGAUCUCCAGCACGGCGCCCAUGAUCAAAACGGAAGUGAACGGCCACAGCAAGGCCAUCUCGCUGGGCGAGGGCCCGCCACUGCCGGCGGGAGUCCAGGUCCCUGCUGGGCCUCAGACAGUGAUGAGCCCGGGCCUCGCACCCAUGCUGGCCCCCCCACCGCGCCGGACGCCCAAGCAGCACAACUGCCAGUCCUGCGGUAAGACCUUCUCCUCGGCCAGUGCCCUGCAGAUCCAUGAGCGAACCCACACCGGGGAGAAACCGUUCGGCUGUACCAUCUGCGGCAGGGCCUUCACCACCAAGGGCAACCUCAAGGUGCACAUGGGGACGCACAUGUGGAAUAAUGCCCCUGCCCGGCGUGGCCGCCGCCUCUCGGUGGAAAACCCCAUGGCGCUGCUAGGGGGCGACGCCCUGAAGUUCUCGGAAAUGUUCCAGAAGGAUCUGGCAGCUCGAGCAAUGAACGUCGACCCCAGCUUCUGGAACCAGUACGCUGCAGCGCUCACAAACGGGCUUGCCAUGAAGAACAAUGAGAUCUCUGUCAUCCAGAACGGAGGCGUCCCCCAGCUUCCAGUGAGUCUGGGGGCAGGUGCCAUGCCCCCCUUGGGCACAGUGGCUGGGGGCAUGGACAAAGCACGCACCGGCAACAGCCCGCCCCUCGUGGGAUUGGACAAGGCUGGCUCGGAAACGACAGCCAGCCGUCCCUUCACGAGGUUCAUUGAGGACAACAAGGAGAUUGGCAUAAACUAG
This is a messenger RNA of Lemur catta (Ring-tailed lemur), 3939 nucleotides long. RefSeq names its product spalt like transcription factor 3 (gene SALL3). Gene Ontology annotation, biological process: regulation of transcription by RNA polymerase II. Gene Ontology annotation, molecular function: RNA polymerase II cis-regulatory region sequence-specific DNA binding; DNA-binding transcription factor activity, RNA polymerase II-specific. Bases 1 to 3939 code for a protein of 1312 amino acids. The transcript is spliced from 3 exons. The record is from RefSeq and is a predicted model, not a curated record. Gene Ontology annotation, cellular component: nucleus. Lineage: Eukaryota; Metazoa; Chordata; Mammalia; Primates; Lemuridae.